UCGGCAUCUGCAGCAAGAAAGAGAUUGUUCACACGGUUAUUCGCUUCGCCUGCAAUAGAGGAUAUAUCCAGCUGGCCGCGCUUGAGGGCUCGAGGAGGAUCAGCUUUAUCCAUCCUCUCUUCUCAAUCUACUGCCGCAUUACCCUCCGGGGUCUCAUCCGGAGCUCUCAAGCCGCCGGGGACAGCCCGACGGGCGGCGAAGUUAUAGCUUCUGCUCCGGAGCAUCUCUCUGACCUUGGGCCCUCAAAGCUCAGUUCGGGACCGUUUCUUUCCGCCUUGGGACUUUAUGCAGCCAUAACAACUCCCAUUAAAGUGCCCGCCGAAGCCCACGCCAAAUUGAAGGUUUUAACCUGGUAUUUGGAAAGUGUCGAUUACCAACUCGCCUUUCAGCUCGCUUGUCCUGAUGGUGCGACGGACAAUAUGACUCCCUUUCGGGUUCAGCCGGAUCCCAAAGCUCAUCAUUUCCUCAACACGUUGACCUGCAUGCGCCUUUGCGUCGACAACGCGAAAUACCUCCCACCCGAGGAAUCAUGGCCGCUCGACCACUUUUUCAAGAUUGCACCACUUAUCAUGUCCGCUGCGACAUCGGUAGAGGCUAGCCUAUUUGCCGAGCAAUUCGAGACACUGCUUGCUGAACUUGGUUCCGAUGAGAGCCUCCUCGAGUCGUCCCCUUACGUUCGAGUCUUCUUUAUGAUUACGACCAUCAACGUUGGAUUGCUACGCAAGCUUCAUGCCAACGACAGUGCGGGCCGGUGGCGUGAUUUUGCGAAGCGUGCGCGUCGGCUCUGCGAGUCGGCUUCCCUGUCACCGCUCUUUCAUAACAUGGUCGCCGGGUGUCUCGUGGCCCUAACUUCGGACUUUCAAGGCGGAUUGGAGCCUCUCACCGAGUUUCUACCAUAUUUGAUUCAGGUUGCGGAGACUCCGCGACCAAACCUCGGUCAAGAUGAUCGUUUCUCGGACAAAAUUUCACGCGGUCUAUCCCAGAGUACGGAAGAAGCUCGAAUUGCUCGACAGCGGAUCACCGCCGCUCCAGCUGUCCUAAGUCAACCCCCCGACCCAGCCAUUGUUCGACACGUCCGCGACUUGGCCCGCCAUCUGGAGACCAAGCCGCUCAGAGAUGGAGUCGAGAGAUUAGGUGACCAUCAACCUGAACAUGAAGCCCAUGGCAAAGCGGAGUCUGACAUAGUGAUGGACUUCCUGGCCCGCUGCUGGGAACAACCUGGGGACGGGGCUCGUUUGUCGGCCCAACUCUUCCUUCCGCGUUCUAUGACCGCUGCUCUUCGUGCUUCUGGCCCUGCGGACAUCAUGAAACGACUUGAUUCCCACCUGGGCCAGCUUAACGCCGCAGAAACUGCCAUGAACAGGGCUGAUUGGGACUCCUCACAAACCUUGCACUAUACCCUGUUCCGGAGCCACUUCAAGAAUGGCGACAUAAGGCAAGCUAGCGAGCAUCUUCGUCAGCUGAUAGUGGCGAUGGGCGGCAAGCCCGAGAGAAGGGAACUAGUGGAGCAUUUUGAGCGUUGUUUAAGGCUGAUAGAGCUUCACGACAUCUGCCUGGGAAUCAGCGCCGCUGACACCGACACCCUGGAGGAGACUUCAAACGUUGGGCCGGCUCUCCAAGAGAUGGAGCGUCUUGCGCAGGACUUUCCCGAUCCGGACUUGCGGGAGAUGUUACUACAGUCGGUGGCGUCCGCCCGCGCGGUGGCCCAGCUCAAACCCUCGUCACACCCGGAUGCGGACGGCUGGAAAGACAUUCGAAACGACUUGCAGAAACUGAAUGUUUCUGUCACCACCAAAGAAGACAUGAAGGGGGUCUUGCAUAAUUCGUCGACCGCGCGCAAGUCGUUCCAGACGUUAAAAGAGCGGUUGGACGAGGGCAAAACGCGGGAGGCGCUCGCCAGCCUUGACGAACUGGAGAAGCUGUGCAAAAAGGAACCUACCGCCAUGUUCAUCGUGGCCGGUGGACAGGCAACCCUUGACUGGUUUCGCGCUGAAAUGCAGAAGGAGCUGAAGGCUGAGGAGGACCGGGAACACGCUGUGAGGGCACUGGCGGAUGCUGAAUUACAGCAGCAGUUAAAGGAUGCGGAGGGCCGAGAGCGAGCUGUAAGGGAGGCGAGGGAGCAGUUAGCUGCACAGCAGCAAAGACUUAGGGAACAGAGGCUUAGGGAACAGAUGAUGGAGGGCUUGGGGACAGUGAUCGUUGUGGCGGGAUCCGUGUUGCUGUCGUUCGUGGUGGAUUGGAUUUGGCCACUGUGAACACUAUCUCGGGGAUGUAUCAUAUAAUCAUCCAUCCGUGCAAACAAACAUGUUAAUCCCGGUAAAUGAUACCUCGUUCACCCACGGGGCUACGCGCCAUAAUAUACCGGGCAGCAGACACCGCUCCUGUUUUUCACAGUUCUCGAGGGCGAACUCUU
Molecule: messenger RNA, 2413 nt
Organism: Chaetomium fimeti
Lineage: Eukaryota; Fungi; Ascomycota; Sordariomycetes; Sordariales; Chaetomiaceae
Exons: 2
Coding region: 420-2255 (611 amino acids)
Source: RefSeq, a predicted model, not a curated record